This is a messenger RNA of Erinaceus europaeus (western European hedgehog), 3507 nucleotides long. It is a transcript of the gene MANEA, whose product is annotated as mannosidase endo-alpha. The coding region runs from base 275 to 1675 and encodes 466 amino acids. The transcript is spliced from 5 exons. NCBI's taxonomy places the organism in Eukaryota, Metazoa, Chordata, Mammalia, Eulipotyphla, Erinaceidae. The record is from RefSeq and is a predicted model, not a curated record. Gene Ontology annotation, molecular function: alpha-mannosidase activity. Gene Ontology annotation, cellular component: Golgi apparatus.
AGUUUGUUUUCCUUUUGUUGCUGCAGGACCCAAGGGGAUAAGUGUUAAGGGAAAAAUCCUAAAGCGCUUUAAAAAUGUAAACAAGGGAAGAAUACUGCUGAUGAUGGGAACUGUAAAAAAGAUAGAGCGGCCCUAGGAAUCAGCCCGUUUGCAUUGCCUGCUGCCUUGUCUUGUGUGUGACUAAGGUUCAAGUCCAUCCCCAUCCCCAACGCACGAAAACAAAGUUGGGUGAUCCAACUGCUCACCAUCUUGGAGUUUAAACAAGCAUGUCAACAUGGCAAAGUUUCGAAGAAGGACUUGUAUCAUCUUGUCACUUUUUAUUCUCUCUGUUUUCUCCUUGAUGAUGGGUUUAAAAAUGCUGAGACCUGACAGAGCUGUUUUUGGUGACCCUUUGGGACUUGACCUUCUUCCAGAUCUUCGUAAACGGACAUCUCACUUGCGCAAAAAUUUUGAUUCGCAAAGAAACGACAAAAUCAACAGUGAAGCAAAUACCAAGAAUCUAAAAAGUUUGGGGAUCACUAUGAAACCUUCCAAAACCUCUGAACCUUCCCUAGGAGAACAAUCACCUCUGAACUACUACUUCCACGUCUUUUAUUACAGUUGGUAUGGAAAUCCUCAGUUUGAUGGGAAGUAUAUACAUUGGAACCAUCCAAUCUUGAAGCACUGGGACUCUAGGAUCAGCAAGGAUUUCCCACAGGGGAGACACAGUCCCCCGGAUGACAUUGGCUCCAGCUUUUACCCGGAGUUGGGGAGUUACAGCUCUCGGGACCCUUCCGUCAUUGAGGUGCACAUGAAGCAAAUACAUUCAGCGUCUAUUGGUGUGCUGGCACUCUCAUGGUACCCACCUAACGCAAAUGAUGAGAAUGGAAUACCUACAGAUGACCUGGUACCAACUAUUUUGGAUAAAGCACAUAAAUAUAAUCUGAAGGUCACCUUUCACAUUGAACCAUAUAACAAUCGAGAUGAUAAGAACAUGCAUGAAAAUGUGAAAUAUAUUAUAGACAAAUACGGGGGCCAUCCAGCCUUUUACAGAUACAAGACGAAGACCGGCAAAGCCCUUCCUAUGUUUUAUGUCUACGAUUCCUACGUCACCAAGCCUGAGAAAUGGGCCAACCUCUUAACCAGCACAGGCUCCCAGAGCAUCCGCAGUUCUCCUUACGACGGGCUGUUCAUCGCUCUGCUGGUAGAAUACAGGCAAAGAUUUGACAUUCUGCGGAGCGGCUUUGAUGGCAUGUACACCUACUUUGCGACCAACGGCUUCACGUACGGCUCAUCCUAUGAAAACUGGGGUAAGCUGAAAUUCUUCUGUGACCAGUUCAACCUGAUGUUUAUACCAAGCGUAGGCCCGGGGUACAUAGACACCAGCAUCCGUCCCUGGAACUCCCAGAACACCCGCAACCGAGUCAACGGGAAGUACUAUGAAAACGCUCUGAGCGCCGCCCUCCAGACCCACCCCAGCCUGGUCUCCAUCACGUCUUUCAAUGAGUGGCACGAGGGCACUCAGAUUGAAAGAGCCGUGCCCAAAAGGACAAGCCAGACUGUGUACCUGGAUUACCGACCUCAUAAGCCAAGUGUCUAUCUCGAACUGACUCGCAAGUGGGCUGAGAAAUACAGCAAGGAAAGGGCGACGUAUGUGACAGCUCACCAGCCGCCCGUUUCUCAAGACGGCGUCUGAAGUCGGAGAGUGGCGAGUCUCACCCGAGGUCAGAAACGUGCCUCUGAUCGUCAGUCACGGCAGAAGAACUGUCAGGAGCUGUAUUCGUCAUCACUGUCAUCACGAAUCAAGACCCUUUGCGCUUGUGAUCGCCACUGCCACCCUUCAGGAUGCUGCGCUCAGGAAAAGGGGCGCAGAUGACAUCGCCUAAGUCGGGAUUUGCUGAAUCUCCCACAGAAAUGGAGACCCUGCUUCCGAUUGUCACGUUAACAUUCCAAAACGGCGCUGGGUGUGUGUUUCUGUAUCUGCCGGAAGCAGAAAGGCCCACCGAAACCUUGACAGGUGUUUCCUUUUCUUACUCCCCCGUGACCAGUCAGCUUCACUGAGUGAGUAGUGAGUGAGUAGUGUUCAGACUUGCACGUCACCAUGAACCAUCCUGCCAGGGAGGCUUGCUUUUUACAGCACGGUGUGCAAAAAAAAAAUCGUCAUUUGCAUACAUGGUUCCUUAGAACAUGCUGGAUGUUUAGCAUGUCUAACAUUUUUGCUUUUCAUAUUGACUGUCAGACUGUAGAACAUAAGAGGGGUAUUUUUAUAAGAUUGAUGAUUCCAUUGCAGUGAAUAAGAAAACAUUAUUUGCUUGACAAUAAUCCCUCAAAUAGUAUUAGUUUUAGGAUACUUUGACACUAAUUGACUUGUUAUUCUUAUGCUUAAUGCAAUGUCAGUAAGAACACAGCUGUCUGGUAGGAAGAAGAAAAUUGAGACUAAUACUGGACUGCCUUAUAUUGUUUGAUUUAUUUUUGUCAGAUGGAAUAGACAAAAUUUACAUAGCAUUUUAGGGACAUGAAAGUAAAAUCCAUUUAUACCUUAAAUGUGUACAUUAAGUCUAACAUUUAACAAUGGAAGUAAUACUUCAUUAGACCAUAAGUUAUGUAAUUAUCUAAGUCUAAGUAGACACUAUUUCAUUAUGAACGUAAUACUGACUCACUACAGACUUCUGUAUAUCAUGAGAGGGGGUGGGAUACGGAGUUCUGGUGGUGGGAAUUGUGUGAAGUUGUACCCCUCUUAUCCUAUGGUUUUGCCAAUGUUUCCUUUUUAGAAAUAAAAUUUUUGGGAGUCGGGCGGUAGUGCAGCGGGUUAAGCGCACGUGGCGCAAAGCGCAAGGACCUGCCUAAGGAUCCCGGUUCGAGCCCCCGGCUCUCCACCUGCAGGGGAGUUGCUUCACAGGCGGUGAAGCAGGUCUGCAGGUGUCUGUCUUUCUCUCCCCCUCUCUGUCUUGCCCUCCUCUCUCCAUUUCUCUCUGUCCUAUCCAACAACGAUGACAACAAGAAUAUCUACAACAAUAAAAAACAAGGGCAACAAAAGGGAAUAAAUUUAAAAAAAAAAAAGAAAUAAAAUUUUUUUAAUUAUAUAAUUAUAGCCCCAUCUCAAAGCAUGAUAUCUUUAUGGUACCUGUCAGAUUAAAAACUUGUCAACAGUUGUCUUAUCUGACAAGUUAAAUUACCUGUAAGUAAUUUUAAAAAGUGGCGCAGAAUAAAAUGGACUCUAUUCUAGUAAAUCUCUACAACUAAAGCUAUUUGAAAAUGCCAAUAGAUGACGCUGCAACAGCAUUUCUUAAGCUAUUUCUGAGGGAGAGGCCGUGGAAAUAGUAACCCACCCUGUAAUACUUAGAAAUGGCCUGAGACAAAUCUGCAGGAGCAUUUGUCAUUUAAAAGCUGAUCAGAAAUCAAAAUUAUUCAAGCAGCAGUUUGAAGUAAACAUGCCUUUGGAAAGCAUGAUUAAUACUAAAAUUAGUUACAGCUUACAAAUUUAACACUUUGUAGAGAAUGCUCAAGGCAGGGAGAUUGUUAGGAACC